GGAUAGUGCUUCUGACUCUGACCUUCUGAAGCCACUCCCCACACCUCUAUGCACGCCGACGGCCGCGCCGCCGCGCCCGGCGGCGAUGCCACCAGCGACCCUUCCUCCCCGUACUUCAUCGACGCCGCCCACCCGUACGCGGCGGCCGCCGCCUCGGCGCUCACCUCCCACCGCGCCAAGUCCAAGUGGUCCCAGCUCGCAUCCCUGCCGCUCCCUGACCCCCUCCCCGCGUCCGCCGUUUCCGCCGUCCUCCUCCUCCUCCGUCACCGGCCACACGUAGCGCUCAGCUUCCACCAGUUCGCCCUCCGCCGUCUCCUCCCGGCCCGCUCCGCUCCCCCGCUCGUCCUCUCCGCCUCCGCCGCGCACGUCGCGGCCGCCUCCCGCCUCCGCCGCGCGGCCAUAUCCGUCCUCUCCUCCGCCACCUGCCACUACUCCCCCUCCCAGAUCUUCAACGCCCUCGCCGCCACCUACCGCCGCUUCGCGUCGGCGCCCUUCGUGUUCGACCUCCUCCUCCUCGCCUACCUCCGCUCCCGCCGCGAACCCCUCGCCGCGGCCUCCAUCGCCCGCCGCUACCUCGCCUCCGGCGCCUGCCCCCUCCCCUCCACCGUCGCGCUGCUCUUCCGCUCCCUUCCCUGCGCCGAGUCCGCCCUCGAGAUGUACCACCAAAUCUACACGCGUCCGGGUCCAAGAACCAACCGCGUGCUCCAGCCGACGGCGCAGACCUUCAACUCCCUCCUCCUCGCUUUCUACCGCCAUGGCAAGUCCGAAGAUUUCGACAUUGUGCUCGACGAAAUGGACAGGUACUCCUGCAAGCAUAAUGUGGGCACUUACAACAUUCGGAUGGCCGCGUGCUGUGAUGACAGGGAGAUGGAGAAGGCGCGGGGAUUGUGGGAUGAGAUGGUUCAGGGAGGGAUCCAACCAGAUGUCACCUCCUACAACACGAUGAUUGGUGGGUAUUGUGCUGCCAGGGACAUGGGGAUGGCAGAGGAGAUGUAUAAGGAUAUGGAGAUUUCUGGGACUGAGCCAAGUGUUACAACAUUUGAGUGGUUGGUUAGAGGGCAUUGUAGGAUAGGGGAUGUUGAUGCUGCCAUGCUUGUUCGCGUAGACCUCAGAAGGAGGGGAUUUGAUAUGGCGGCGGAGGUUGUUGAGGAGAUGGUUGAUAGAUUGUGUCGGAAGAGGAGAGUUGAGGAGGCAUUAGACAUUUUGCGGGCAGAGAUGAAGAGGGAAGAGUUCACACCGAGUCGGGGAAGCUACGAGGUGCUGAUAAGGGGAUUUUGUGAGGAAGGGGAAGUGGAGGUGGCGAUGAGACUUCAGGCAGAGAUGGUUGGGAAGGGAUUCAAAGCUGGUGGUGAGGUAUACCAUGCUUUUGUAUGCGCUUAUGAGAAGGCUGAGGACCACGAGAUGGUUGAGAGGUUGAGGAAGGAAAUGGCAGCGGUAGGCAUUGAGGAUGGAAGUGACCUGGAUUGUUUGCAAUGAUGCGUUUUUAAGCUUCGUAUGUUGCUGUUAAGGACACUGGUUUGUUAACAUCUGCGGUGCUUGUAGGCAAAGAGUUAAUUGGCCAGCUCCCUUCAUUAUUUGAGGCAUGUACCACAUGGAAUGCAACUAUGAAAUUAUACAAAUUUCAUGGUUGAUGUAUGUAGUGUGUGUCCGAGAUUCUGAAUUCUAAUGUUCCGGUUGGUAUCGAUGCUAAAAGUACAAAAUAUGGCGCCAAAAAUAACAAUAUUCAUUUCUGUGUCACAGUUCCACCCUAAGAGAGUUGGCAAGCACUGCAUUCAUACUCCAGCAAGGAAGAUCCCUGAGACAAUGCAAAGUAUACAUUCCUGGGCGCAUCACCUAACUGACCUCUCAUGAUAGUGCUUUCUAUAUGUUUGCUUCAUUUACAGAACUGGAUAUUGACAAGGGUGGGAGCGUGUAUUACAUACAUGCAUUGGAGAGCUGGCAAUUGCAAAGGACGAACUCGCCAAGAGCGAAAGGAGCAAGACAGGCAGUGAAAGGCAGUAUGUUCAUCGCCGUAGUUAGUGUUCUGUCAGUAGGCAAAACCACGCAGCAGGCCAGAGAAGCCAGGCGUUUUGGUGCGAUGUGUGUAUGUAAAGUGAUUAAGUAAUAGCACCCUGGCACUCUUUACCUUGUUUUAAACAAAUUUGCUUCUGUCAUUCAAAUGAUUUUAUGGAAA
Messenger RNA from Hordeum vulgare subsp. vulgare (domesticated barley), 2173 nucleotides. Its product is annotated as pentatricopeptide repeat-containing protein At2g15980. The coding region runs from base 49 to 1476 and encodes 475 amino acids. Gene Ontology annotation, molecular function: protein binding. Lineage: Eukaryota; Viridiplantae; Streptophyta; Magnoliopsida; Poales; Poaceae. The transcript has 2 exons. The record is from RefSeq and is a predicted model, not a curated record.